Messenger RNA from Elgaria multicarinata webbii, 300 nucleotides. Its product is annotated as protein PET117 homolog, mitochondrial. Gene Ontology annotation, cellular component: mitochondrion. Lineage: Eukaryota; Metazoa; Chordata; Lepidosauria; Squamata; Anguidae. The transcript has 2 exons. Gene Ontology annotation, biological process: mitochondrial respiratory chain complex IV assembly. The record is from RefSeq and is a predicted model, not a curated record. Bases 51 to 293 code for a protein of 80 amino acids.
UGUGUUCCGGGUCGUGGGAGUGGGGGGCUGCGUGGCUGUCCUAUCGUGUCAUGUCGACGACCUCCAAGGUGGUGCUCGCAGUCUCCGUCCUGAUCUCGGGUGGAAUCGUCGUUGGUGUCCACAUUCAGCAGAAGCAUCUGAGAGAGAGGCUACGUGAAGGAGUGGUCAGAGACUUUGAGAGACAGAAUUGUAAACAAGAAAAUCUUCGUCUUUUGGAGCAACAGACUGCCCUGACCAAACAAUCUGAAAUGGAAAGAAGCAAAAUGCUAAUGACAAGAGAAUCCCAACAGUAAAGAAGAA